AUGCAGGAAGUACCGCACGCCCACGGGCUCACGACGGGCAACCCUGAGCCACAAUACGCCUCCAACGGCGUCAACACUGGCGUUCCCGCGCGGCACUACGCUGCUGCACCGCCGACCUACCGUCUGGACGACCUUUCGUCUGAGGGCAAGAAGAGCGACCCCGAGCUCAUGAUGCCCGUCGACAAGACUGCCACCGUCCAGGAGGGAUCGGAGAAGUUCCACCGUCUCGGAUGGAAGCAACUCACAGUCUGCCUGAUUGUCGAAGCUAUUGCGCUUGGUUCUCUCAGUAUUCCUAGCGCGUUCGCUACUCUCGGAAUGGUCCCCGGUGUCAUCAUGUGCGUCGGUCUUGGACUCGUCGCAAUCUACACAUCCUACGUUGUCGGUCAGGUCAAGAUGCGCUACCCGCAUGUCAACCACUACUCGGAUGCCGUCGAAAUCAUCUGGGGCAAAUUCGGAAAGGAACUCACUGGUGUCAUGUUUGCGCUCUUCCUCAUCUUGCUGGUCGGAUCGCACGCGCUUACCGGAACAAUCGCCUUUAUCAACAUCAUCGGAAACUACACCACAUGCGCGCUCGUAUGGGGUGUAGUAUCCAUGAUCAUCUUGCUGGUUCUUGCUCUGCCACCCACAUUCCACGACUUCGCUUUCCUGGGCUACAUCGACUUUAUUAGUAUCAUCGCCGCCAUCUUGCUCACCAUCAUCGCAACUGGUAUCCAAGCGCACGAUGCUCCUGGUGGAUUGAGCGCAGUCAACUGGUCCGCGUGGCCUCAACCCGGAACUUCGUUCUACGAAGCUUUCCUGGCGACCACCAACAUCAUCUUCGCCUACUCAUUCGCCGUCUGCCAAUUCUCCUUCAUGUCAGAGAUGCACACUCCCAAAGACUACGUCAAGUCCAUCUGGGCCCUCGGCCUGAUUGAGAUCUUCAUCUACACCAUGACUGGUGCUCUCAUCUACGCUUUCGUCGGCCAGGAGGUCAAGUCGCCUGCUCUUCUCUCCGCCGGUAACACCGUCUCCCGCAUCGCCUUCGGUAUCGCGCUCCCCGUCAUCUUCAUCUCCGGAUCCAUCAACGGCACCGUCGUCUGCCGCUACAUCAUGGACCGCAUCUUCCCCACCUCGCCCAUCCGCUUCGUCAAGGACGUCAAGGGCUGGGGUGUCUGGGUCGGUCUCAUCACCGUUGUCACCGUCAUCGGCUGGAUCAUCGCCGAGGCCAUUCCCUUCUUCAACGCCCUCCUCGGUCUCAUCUCCUCCCUCUUCAUCUCCGGAUUCACAUUCUACUGGCCCGCACUCUUCUGGUUCCAGCUCGUCAAGGAGGGCAAGUGGAAUGCAAACGCCAAGAACAUCUCCUUGAGCAUCCUCAACUCCAUUGUCUUCGUCAUUGGACUGGUUGUUCUUGGUGCCGGUACUUACGCGUCCGUCGAGGAUAUCAUCACACAGUACAACUCCGGUGCUGUACGAAGUCCCUUCACAUGCUCUGCUCAGUCUUACGCAUAG
This is a messenger RNA of Alternaria novae-zelandiae, 1488 nucleotides long. RefSeq lists its product as uncharacterized. NCBI's taxonomy places the organism in Eukaryota, Fungi, Ascomycota, Dothideomycetes, Pleosporales, Pleosporaceae. Gene Ontology annotation, molecular function: amino acid transmembrane transporter activity. Bases 1 to 1488 code for a protein of 495 amino acids. Gene Ontology annotation, biological process: amino acid transmembrane transport. The record is from RefSeq and is a predicted model, not a curated record. Gene Ontology annotation, cellular component: vacuolar membrane. The transcript has a single exon.